Messenger RNA from Camelina sativa (false flax), 766 nucleotides. RefSeq lists its product as uncharacterized. Lineage: Eukaryota; Viridiplantae; Streptophyta; Magnoliopsida; Brassicales; Brassicaceae. The record is from RefSeq and is a predicted model, not a curated record.
UCGGCAAGAAAUAGGAGAAAGAAACCAAAAGUUAUCAUCAAUGGAAGGCCCUUUGUUGACCGAGCGUGAACACAUCAUCAACAUCACAAACGAUCGUAGUUCCCCAUCAACAGAUGGUCAGCAACCACACGAGGUUGUUGAAUUGUGUGAUCCAUACACAAAUGAAAGCGUUUGGAAUUCAAUCGAGUUUGUUGUGACUUUGGCCCUGAUUGCUGCAGCCAUAAUUGUUCUGAUCCAGCCAAGAGAUGAAGAACACCCACAAAUAGUUUUGUUUAUAUGGAUCAUCGGUUAUACUUGUGGCUGUGUUGCCACUCUCCCUAUCCUAUGUUGGCGUUUUUGGCAUUAUAACCGAAGUGUUGGCCCCGAAUCUAUAGAAAAAUACUUAAGAGAGAAAAUAAUCAACAAGCGUAUGGACCACGUUAUGAUGUGUUUCUUCCUGGGUUGGUUUGUGGUGUUUUUAUGGAUUUGUACUGUUCAUGUAUACAUCUCAUCGGCUCUAGAUGAUACUACUACUCAAUACUUAUGGUUAUGUGUGGCUCUCCUUACUUUCAGUUGCAUUAGAUAUGUAUUUUAUAAUCUAACAAUGACAGUGGUCUGUUACACCACUCCUUUUCUCAUACUGACUCCUGUGGUCGUAUGUGUUCUCCUUGUUGUGGAAGUCUUAAAAGGCAUUGGAUCAUGCAUUAUAGAAUGCAUCUGUUAAUUCGUCAAAUCCGUCACACGUUACUGAUAAUCAAUAUCAAUCCUGCGACCUGCUUGUACUUCU